This is a messenger RNA of Melampsora larici-populina 98AG31, 1759 nucleotides long. RefSeq lists its product as uncharacterized. NCBI's taxonomy places the organism in Eukaryota, Fungi, Basidiomycota, Pucciniomycetes, Pucciniales, Melampsoraceae. Bases 643 to 1644 code for a protein of 333 amino acids. The transcript is spliced from 9 exons. Gene Ontology annotation, molecular function: ATP binding; ATP hydrolysis activity. The record is from RefSeq and is a predicted model, not a curated record. Gene Ontology annotation, biological process: post-translational protein targeting to endoplasmic reticulum membrane. Gene Ontology annotation, cellular component: GET complex.
GAAUGAUUUUGAUUUUUUCAAUCAAAUAAGCUUCUACUUCAUCUGAACAAUCUAUUCUACAAUUCAAUCCAAUUGAUAAUAAUCAGUUACACAAACCAAGAAGGAGAAGAUAUGAAGAUUGAUAUUUAGGAGGUAUAUGAUCAAGCACCGGUGUGAUCAAGUGGAGAUUGAGACUCCACUAAAACUGAUUAAUAAUCAUUGUGAUUUGAUUGAGAUAUUGAGGUAUAUUGAUCAGGAGAACCAGUUGAUUGAUUAGGUAUUGUUGUUUUUACAUCAAAUUAGAUUGGUCCGUGUCUGAAAUUUCAGUUUGGUUGUACAGUCCACAACAACCACUUUUAUGGUAUUUAUCUCGGAAAAAAGCAGGAGAUUGGGAUUCUGAGAGGGUGAGAUUGUGUUUUCCAUUUCUUGGGAUGGAACAUUACAAAAAUUGUGAUUACACGACCGAUCCCAGUUUACAUACAGGUGUACCGCACGCAUCACCGAGUACUCAGGGCCGGGCUAUUAUUGACUCGUUGGAACUUGGAAGUCGAUCACGCUCAGUGGCAGUCGAUCUACAACCACCACACCUCGACAACCAUAUCCUCUAGUUGCUCGUCAAACCCCCUGAAUUUUCUUUGCUUCGACUCCUUCCUCAAGCGCGCCAUGGCCGACGAAUCAGAAAUGCUUGAUCCUUCGCUGCAAAAUGUACUCGAUCAGAAAUCACUCAAAUGGAUCUUUUGCGGAGGCAAGGGCGGUGUAGGCAAAACAACCACAUCAUGUUCCUUGGCGGUCCAGCUCGCCUCUUGCCGAGAAUCAGUGCUCCUGAUAUCUACCGAUCCCGCACACAAUCUUUCUGACGCUUUUGGUCAGAAGUUUGGAAAAGAUGCAACUCUCGUAAACGGUUUUGAAAAUCUUUACGCCAUGGAGAUCGACCCUAACUCAAGCUUACAGGAGAUGGUCGAGCAGUCGGAGGCACAAGGAGGUGGUAUGGGUGGCAUGAUGCAAGACUUAGCCUUUGCAAUUCCUGGAGUCGACGAAGCAAUGGGGUUUGCUGAAAUCAUGAAGCAUGUGAAGUCGAUGAAAUAUUCCGUUAUCGUGUUCGAUACUGCUCCUACUGGGCACACACUUAGGUUCUUGUCUUUCCCGGCAGUUCUCGAAAAGGCCCUAGGCAAGCUUUCGACAUUGAGUGGUCGCUUUGGACCCAUGAUGCAACAGUUCGGCUCAAUGAUGGGCGUGAACACUAACACGGAUGAGAUGUUUGGCAAACUGGAAGACAUGAGAGGUGUUAUCACCGAGGUUAACAACCAAUUCAAAGACCCAGAUUUGACAACAUUCAUCUGUGUCUGCAUUUCAGAAUUUCUGUCAUUGUACGAAACUGAACGAUUGGUCCAAGAACUCACCAGUUAUGAAAUCGACACCCAUUGUAUUGUGGUCAACCAACUCUUAUUCCCAAAAAAGAACAGUGAUUGCGACCAGUGCAAUACUCGUUACAAAAUGCAACAAAAAUAUCUUCGAGAGAUCCACGAUCUGUACAUUGAAGAUUUUCACAUUGUCAAAAUGCCCCUGCUGACGGAAGAAGUCAGGGGAACAGAAAGGAUCAAAAAAUUUUCCAAGAUGCUUAUAACCCCCUACCAGCCUGGGACAAGUGGGUCAAGUGCAGCCUAACUGGAAUUGCUACCGCCUCCUUUCUGUUCCGUCUUCUCAGCUGUCACAUACUACCACUUUGCCUCUGCAGUAACUAAACUAAUUGCAACUUACCACCGCGCUUCGUAUCCUUAUG